Equus quagga is the source of this 2192-nucleotide messenger RNA. It is a transcript of the gene ASB6, whose product is annotated as ankyrin repeat and SOCS box containing 6. Gene Ontology annotation, biological process: protein ubiquitination; intracellular signal transduction. Lineage: Eukaryota; Metazoa; Chordata; Mammalia; Perissodactyla; Equidae. Gene Ontology annotation, cellular component: BRCA1-BARD1 complex. Gene Ontology annotation, molecular function: protein binding. The record is from RefSeq and is a predicted model, not a curated record. The transcript has 6 exons. Bases 104 to 1369 code for a protein of 421 amino acids.
CGCGGGCAGGCAGCGGGCCGGGCGGGUGAGCGGGCCGGACGCGGGCGCCGGAGAGGCGGAGGCCAGCAGGGCGGUGGCCGCCGGAUCGCGCCCGGCCGCCGAGAUGCCGUUCUUGCAUGGCUUCCGCAGGAUCAUCUUCGAGUACCAGCCGCUGGUGGAUGCGAUUCUGGGCUCCCUGGGCGUCCAGGACCCCGAGCGGCAGGAGCCCCUGGACGGGCCCAGUUAUGUCGCCAGCGAGGAGAGCCGACUCCUUGUUCUCACUGAGCUGCUGGAGAGAAAGGCCCACUCUCCAUUUUACCAGGAGGGCGUGAGCAACGCCCUGCUGAAGAUGGCCGAGCUGGGGCUGACCCGCGCAGCCGACGUCCUCCUGCGGAACGGGGCCAACCUCAACUUUGAAGACCCAGUCACCUACUACACGGCCCUGCACAUCGCCGUCUUGCGAAACCAGCCGGACAUGGUGGAGCUGCUGGUGCGCCAUGGGGCUGACAUUAACCGGAGGGACCGGAUCCACGAGAGCAGCCCCCUGGACCUGGCCAGCGAGGAGCCGGAGCGCCUGCCCUGCCUGCAGCGCCUGCUGGACCUCGGUGCUGACGUCAAUGCAGCUGACAAGCAUGGAAAGACUGCUCUGCUCCACGCCCUGGCCAGCAGUGACGGCGUGCAGAUCCACAACACUGAGAACAUCCGGCUCUUGCUGGAAGGAGGGGCAGACGUCAAGGCUACCACCAAAGAUGGGGACACCGUGUUUACCUGCAUCAUCUUCCUGCUUGGGGAGACGGUGGGAGGGGACAAAGAGGAGGCCGAGAUGAUCAACCGCUUCUGCUUCCAAGUCACGCAGCUGCUGCUGGCUCACGGGGCCGACCCCAGCGAGUGCCCGGCGCACGAGUCCCUCACCCACAUCUGCCUCAAGAGCUUUAAACUCCACUUCCCUCUCCUGCGCUUCCUGCUGGAGUCUGGAGCCGCCUAUAACUGCUCCCUGCACGGGGCGUCCUGCUGGUCUGGCUUCCACAUCGUCUUCGAGAGGCUGUGUUCGCACCCGGGCUGCGCUGAGGAUGAGAGCCACGUGGACCUCCUGCGGAAAGCCGAGACCAUCCUGGAUCUCAUGGUGACUAAUUCCCAGAAACUCCAGCUGCCGGAAAACUUCGACAUCCAUCCUGUGGGCAGCCUGGCAGAGAAGAUCCAGGCCCUGCACGUCUCCUUGAGGCAGCUGGAGAGCUACCCGCCGCCCCUCAAGCACCUGUGUCGCGUUUACAUCCGGCUCCACCUUCAGCCGUGGCCUGUGGACGCGAAGGUCAGAGCCCUCCCUCUGCCCGACCGGCUGAAGUGGUACCUCCUCAGCGAGCACAGCGGCAGUGUGGAAGAUGGCAUCUGACAGUCCGGACUGAGGGGAGCGGGCUGGGCGCUCAGCCUGUUGGUGGUCAAGUCCCCACAGCCACCUUCGGGGAGGACCUGGGGUCCCGGCUGUCAGAAGGUGCAGGCUGAAGCCAGACUUGGUCCUCUGAGACGGAGAGCCCAGUGGAGUGCCGCAGCUGCCUUCAGUCCGGUGGGAGAAGGCUGCUCUGCCCCAGGGUGACAGCCCCCUCUCUGGUAGCACCCUCAGUCUCACCCACCCUGGAAAGAGGAGAGGGCUUAGAUUCGGGACAAGCUCACCCCUCAGCAGGGAGGCUGCGGGUCUGGGUGUUCCUGAGCUGCAGGAGGUGGUCCGUCCCGCACGGACGUGGCAGAAGCUGGCAGGAAGCGGGGUGGGGCUCUGCAGGUGCAGCCUGGCUGAACCCCUUCCCUGCUCUCGACUGGCGCUCACUGAGGCUUCUGGUGGGCUGGGGAGAAGGCUGAGCUGACCCUGCUGGCUUCUGCAGCUCUGGGACCAGGUCCCCGGGGAGCCCCCCGGCCAAGGCACACGGGUGGGCUUUGGUGGCAGCUGUUUGUGCCAAACCUGAGGUCUUGGGGACCACGCCUUCUACAACAGAGCAAUCAUGCAUGACCAGGGAUAACCCUGUCCAAAAUGUCUUGUUUUAUGAGGGGUUCACCCAAGUGGAAGCUCCCAAGACUGAAAGCUGACUGUCCUGCCCCAAGCGGAGCCCCCACAAAGCUGUUCUCAAGUCACAGUGAACUGUGUAAACACCUUAGGGAUAAGUGGAGGCAACAACGUGAUAUAUUUAUAUUAUAAAAUUAAAUGGAUUUCUCUCGGCCAGCAA